Magnolia sinica is the source of this 2235-nucleotide messenger RNA. Its product is annotated as protein NRT1/ PTR FAMILY 6.4. Gene Ontology annotation, cellular component: membrane. The record is from RefSeq and is a predicted model, not a curated record. Gene Ontology annotation, molecular function: nitrate transmembrane transporter activity. NCBI's taxonomy places the organism in Eukaryota, Viridiplantae, Streptophyta, Magnoliopsida, Magnoliales, Magnoliaceae. The transcript has 5 exons. Gene Ontology annotation, biological process: transmembrane transport; response to nitrate. The coding region runs from base 131 to 1900 and encodes 589 amino acids.
UCAUUCCCCCUCUCACCACCCUAUAUACUCCCCUAGAGAUGCACCCAACAACAAUAUAACCAUUGCAUGCCCAUCUCUCUCUCUCUCUCUCUCUCUCUCUCUCUCUCUCUCUCUCUCUCUCUCUCUCUCCAUGGUUUCCACCGGAGCCCAUGUUGUGGAUGAUGAUGCAACAAUAGUAGAUUUUAGAGGCAACCCAGUCGACAAAUCCCGAACGGGUGGAUGGCUUGCUGCUGGUCUCAUCUUAGGUACCGAACUUUCGGAGAGGAUAUGCGUGGUCGGGAUUUCAAUGAAUUUAGUCACUUAUUUAGUUGGAGAUUUGCAUCUUCCAGCUUCCAAAUCAGCGAACAUCGUCACCAAUUUCUUGGGUAGUCUCAAUCUCUUGGCCUUCCUUGCAGGCUUUAUAGCUGAUGCCAAGUUGGGACGAUGCAUGACAGUCGUAAUCUCGGCGGCCAUAACUGCUUUGGGUGUGACUUUGUUAACCAUUAACACAUCACUUUCUAGCAUGAAACCCCCACCAUGCGACGAUUACAGAAGGCAACACCACGAGUGUGUGACGGCCUCAGGCAAGCAGCUGGCGAUGCUCUACACCGCUCUCUAUGCCAUAGCAUUAGGAGGCGGGGGUAUAAAAGCCAACGUCUCAGGUUUUGGCUCGGAUCAGUUCGAUGUGAGAGAUCCUAAAGAGGAAAAGGCGAUGGUCUUCUUCUUCAGCCGCUUCUAUUUCUGUGUUAGCUUGGGUUCCCUCUUCGCUGUGACGAUUUUGGUAUACAUACAAGACAACGUUGGAAGAGAGUGGGCGUACGGAAUAUCGGCAACGACGAUGGUGGUGGCUGUCCUCGUACUGCUUGGAGGGUCAUUGGUGUACAGAUACAAGAAACCACGAGGGAGUCCACUUACUGUUAUAUGGAAGGUGAUUUACUUGGCUUGGAAGAACAGGAAUCUAUCAUUGCCUUCCGAUCCCUCCUUGUUGAAUCAGUACCACAACGCCACGGUGCCUUACACCCAAAGAUUCAGGUGUCUCGACAAGGCCGCUGUCAUACCUGACCCAUCCGAUGUGGAGGGAGUUGAAGGGGACCGAGGCGCUUGGAAAUUCACCACUGUGACCCAAGUAGAAGAGGUGAAGAUGGUCUUGAAGCUACUCCCCAUCUGGUCCACCUGCAUUCUCUUUUGGACCGUCUAUUCCCAGAUGACCACCUUCUCGGUGGAGCAGGCCACGUUCAUGGACCGCAACGUGGGAUCUUUCGUCAUCCCUUCAGGCUCCCUCUCCUUCUUCCUCUUUAUCACCAUCCUCCUCUUCACCUCUCUCAAUGAGAAGCUCCUUGUGCCGUUGGCUCGGAAAUUCACCGGCAUGGUCCAAGGCAUCACGAGCCUCCAGAGAGUUGGCGUAGGUCUCAUUUUCUCCAUGAUGGCCAUGGUCGCUGCUGCGAUCGUCGAGAAGCAAAGGAGGGAAGCCACAAUUCGACACCAGACCAAAAUGAGCGUCUUCUUCCUUGUGCCUCAGUACUUCCUAGUGGGUGCUGGUGAAGCUUUCGCAUAUGUCGGGCAACUUGAAUUCUUCAUAAGAGAGGCUCCUGAGAGGAUGAAAUCCAUGAGCACGGGUCUCUUCCUUACAACGCUUUCGAUGGGUUUCUUCCUUAGUAGUUUGCUAGUGUCUUUAGUUGAUAAGGCAACCAAGGGAGCUUGGAUCAAGAACAACUUGAAUAAGGGGAGGUUGGAAUACUUCUAUUUGAUGCUUGCAGUUCUUGGGGUAUUGAAUUUCUUGGUUUUCCUUGUGUUUGCCAGGCGCCACCAAUACAAGGUGCAGUCAUAUACUUCUGAUCAAGUGUUGGAGAAAGAUGUGGAUAUCCGGAGAAAUGGGAGUGUUGAACUUGAACAAGUGCCCAAAUCGGUUGAUGCUCAGUAAGAAGCUGAAAGACAACAUUCGUCUACAAUAAAACUGUUUUAUGCAAUGCAUAAAACACCCAACCUCUUCGGGCCCACCAUAAUGUAUACGUGGAAUAAGUCCGGAUCCUCUGGUUGCCACAAGCAGGAUUUCCAGCUUCUUGCAGUGUGAUUGAUCCACAUCAACUGACUGAAUUUAAUGCAGCAGUGCGACAACAUCAGUGAUGACGUGUACUAAUCACAUUGCAACGAGCAGAAAUCCAAGCAGAGGAUCGGGAUUCAUGUGAAAUCCACUCUAUCCAUCAGGUUAUAAACCAUAUGUUCACCAUUAAAAUACAAAUGAUCAGCCCUGUUAAA